UUCCACGAGUCCGAAAUCUUAAGAACCGCAAACAGCUUUGUGACUAUCCUAAGCGUUGUUUCUGUUUGCGGUGUGAUUUGAUCUCUUUUGGUAUUUCGAUGUCGAUCUUUCUCUGCGUUCUCUUAAUUUGCGCAAUUAUGCAUUUAUUUUUGUGUUUUCUAGAUGUUUUGUCGCAGUAUUUUUUUCCCUACUUUUGUUUGUUUCCUCUGGUAAAUGCUGUGAUUUCUCCUCGUACAAUUUGCUAACAUUUGCGUGGAAUGCCCAUCGUGAAUUCUCUUUAAGAAUUUGAUGGGAUUGAAGUAUAAGAGAAUUUGAAAAGUUGAUUGGUAUAGUGUAAUUGAAAGAGUGAUGAAUGCUACUUUAACUUUGUUACUGUUUUCAGUGUUAGGAGCGGAGCGAAUAGAGAUGGAGAAGAGAGUGUUAUUAGGGGUGCUAAAGAAGAACAAUCCCAUCAAGAAAAACAAGAAAAGGUUCCUCAAAAAAGUUGUGGGCUAUCUGGACUCUGAUUCUUGCAUGUUUGCGCCUCUAAUCUCUACCCCUCAUACUGAUUUUCUUGCAUCAAAAUCCAGCUCUUCUUCUACUACAGGACAUUCUAGGUUUAUUAAAAAGAUUACUGUGGAAGUGUCAAACAGGAAAUUAACAAGGAAGGAUAAUCAAUCAACUGUUGAGAAAUCAAAUGUAACAGUACAAGACCAAUUCUCUGAGCUUCCUAAAAAAGGCAUUUAUGGCCAGCAGAAAUUUGUGCACAAGGAAUCGGUGAAGCUCAUAGUUAAGUUGCUGCUCUUCUUUGUCAGAGAAGGGAACACAUGAUUCACAGCUGCGGGAGCUCCUUGUUGACUGAACCAUCGAUAAAGUACGACAUAUGCAUCGUGUUGUAAUCAAGUGCGAACAGUGUUUGAACUUGGUUUUUUUUCUUCGUGUUGUCAGAAAUGAGCACUUCUAUUGUAGAAAACACUCUCUUCGUCUGAUGGAAUCAAGGUUUUUGUAUUUGUUUUUGCAGUUGAGAAGUGUCUUUGACCUUCAGAAUCUCAGGUCUAAUUUGCUCUACUGAACAGUACAGGCCGUUAAUAUUUGUCAUGCUAGUGCAGACAGACGGAAGUUUUUAUUGGGAAUCACUUGGAAAAAGUUCGAAACUGCAAAGAUUAUCAGUGGCGGUGACAGUUUACGAAGAUUAGACUGCAUAAAGUGCUUCCUCCCUGUACUGGGGCCACCUGAAUCAGUAUGAGAAGCUUGAAAUGCCAUCUAAGUUGAUUAUUCCUGUUAUGGGCAGAAUUUCAUAAUAAAAUACUGGCAUCUGAUUUGAUGAGAAACGAACAAGGAUGCAACACAACAUUGAUUUUAUCCUAUAUCAGUUAUAGAAAUCUCAACACUUUGUAUUUUUCCUAGUUUGUGUUGUCUAUAUCAUGAAUGAACCAUGUAACAUUUCAUGAUUAUAAGUGCAGGUUGUCGUGUUAGGCAAUGUACGAUUAAAAUUAAAUGUUCGACUUGUCAGUUUCAGAAAGUAAAUUAUCUCAACUUUCUUCCU
Messenger RNA from Populus euphratica (Euphrates poplar), 1525 nucleotides. RefSeq lists its product as uncharacterized. Lineage: Eukaryota; Viridiplantae; Streptophyta; Magnoliopsida; Malpighiales; Salicaceae. The record is from RefSeq and is a predicted model, not a curated record. The transcript has 3 exons. Bases 349 to 810 code for a protein of 153 amino acids.